CCAUCUCGAAGACAUCGUAGCAUGGUGGCAGGUGAACUUGUAUGUGUAUGCUUUAUCCCAAUUGGCGCAAAAGCGUAGGCAGAAAGUGGAUGCUACAUCUAUAAACUAUUGCGAGUGUUAGUUUAAUACAAAUGAACGGCUCCAAUGUGAUGCUAUUGAGCCAUACCAGUGCGGAAAGGAGAACAAAUUAUGGACUUUGUGUGGCGUAAAAGUUGAAUUUAUCAAUACCAUUUCAAGACAAGGACGCGGGAUAACAUUUCAAUAGCCUGCCUUGUAUAGAUUACGCACACACAUUUAUUAUUUAUUUUCUGAUCGUUAAAGUGCACCGGCAACAAGAAUCCCUCUCAUCCGGCAAGAUUUCGUCCAGAAGCAGACUGGAAGACCGUCCACUUCGGAGGUUGGCCGGUAGGACGCGGAUGAUCGCCACAGGUGUUUGUGGAGUAGUCAUGGUGCUAGUGUUGGUCAUCCUGAUUCCGGUGCUGGUCAACUCCGCCGGCAUAUCCGCGCGCUACGAAAUGCUCGGAUCCUGUCAGAUGGUGUGUGAUCCCCACGGGACCAAGUCCACGGCCACGGCCACGGACAAAGCCAAUACCAUCAGAGACAGCCGCUUGGUCCAGUCUCUACCAACCUUAAUCCAAGGUCCAAAAGGGGAGCCCGGACGCACAGGAAGAAUUGGCCCUAGGGGUCCUCUUGGCGAGCCAGGACCACCCGGACCCGCCGGCCCGCCUGGGGAGAGAGGAGGGCCCGGUCCGCCAGGACUACCCGGAACGCCCGGAGCCACAGGUGCCAUAAGCGCAGCCACAUACAACACGUUUCCAAAGAUAGCUUUCUACGCCGGGCUGAAAAAACAACAUGAGGGCUACGAAGUGCUGAAAUUUGACGACGUAGUCACCAACCUUGGCAACCACUACGACCCUACGACGGGGAAAUUCACCUGCUCGAUACCGGGCAUCUACUUCUUCGUUUACCAUGUGCUGAUGCGAGGAGGGGAUGGCACCAGUAUGUGGGCUGAUCUUUGUAAGAACAACCAGGUGCGAGCGAGCGCUAUCGCCCAAGACGCCGAUCAGAACUACGAUUAUGCCAGCAACAGUGUUGUCCUGCAUCUCGAGCCCGGCGAUGAGAUCUACAUCAAGCUGGACGGGGGCAAGGCGCACGGGGGCAACAACAACAAGUACAGCACCUUCUCCGGAUUCAUUGUCUACGCCGAUUAACAGAACACCAUAUAUUCUACAUUAGGCUGUUCACUGCACCUUCAUCUGCUAUUAUUCUCUCCUUUGGAUUGGCUACACCGCUGUCGUUUAGAAGACAUGUGGUUACAGAGAGACAGGGGGAUCUUGACGCAGAAGUGAACAUUAACACGCUUAAAUAGACCUUUCCUUUCGUGCGUAAAACCCCAAAUGAUGCAAUGCCCAGUGAUGAACUUGCAAACGUGGAAACAUGGAAGGAGAUGAGUCAAAGUUGCAUGUGUAUAAACUCAUAUUAUGUACAACAGGUUAAACAGGAAUGGUGUUAAUGCUUCAUUGCUUUUGCCAUUGGGUCAAUUAAUUAAUGUUUCAAAUGGUCUUGUAACGCAUCUCAAUUCAUGUUAGAGUCUAUGGAAUAGGAAAACAUAGGCAACGCAUAUAGGUGAUUAAAAGUGUACUGCAGGAA
Molecule: messenger RNA, 1650 nt
Organism: Oncorhynchus kisutch (coho salmon)
Lineage: Eukaryota; Metazoa; Chordata; Actinopteri; Salmoniformes; Salmonidae
Product: complement C1q-like protein 3
Exons: 2
Coding region: 417-1211 (264 amino acids)
Molecular function (GO): protein binding
Source: RefSeq, a predicted model, not a curated record